Thyridium curvatum is the source of this 1032-nucleotide messenger RNA. RefSeq lists its product as uncharacterized. NCBI's taxonomy places the organism in Eukaryota, Fungi, Ascomycota, Sordariomycetes, Thyridiales, Thyridiaceae. The record is from RefSeq and is a predicted model, not a curated record. The transcript has a single exon. Gene Ontology annotation, molecular function: hydrolase activity. Bases 1 to 1032 code for a protein of 343 amino acids.
AUGUCUACUGUCCAACAGCAGCGCGAGACGAUGGCGGCCCUCGAAGCCGAGGGCAUCCAAUACAUUGGCCAGUGCCCUCCUCACCUCGGCGAAACAUACAUCGAUAUUCCUCUGCCCGGCGGCGGGACGAAUCGUACCAUGGUCAUGUGGCCAAAGGCAUCGCCGGGAUCCAAACCUUUAGAUCAGUGCCCGUUGAUCGUGCACUUCCACGGUGGCGGCUUUGCCACAUGCAGUCCCGGCCUCAUGGGUGCGCCUGCACGGGGCAUCGCCGCCAUGCUGUCGGCGGUCGUCGCCUGCCCCUCGCUCAACCAGCUUCCUGAGCAGCCCUUUCCGGCACCGAUCGAAGCCGCUUGGGAAGUCUGUGCAUGGCUGUCUCACACAACCAAUCUCAACGGCGGAGUGCUGAAGCACGAAAGCACCCGCGUCGAUACCAACCGUGGUUUCAUCGUGGGGGGGUUGUCCGCGGGCGGUACGGCCGCUGCAGUCAUUGCUGGCAUCACGGGAGCCGCUUCGGCCAACAUGACGGAGUUUGCACAUCUGUCACCCUUCCGGAGCCCCAUCACCGGCCUUUUUGUCGGUAUCCCGGUGACUGUUACGGAGGACAUGAUCCCAGAGAAGUAUCGGUCUGACCUCAAGUCAAGGAUUGAGAACACUCAGAACGGCGGUAUGGACCUGGAAAUGAUUCGAGAGAUGGAGAGGAUGGUCAACCUCGUACACACGCCGUGGUUCUCGCCGCUCAACCUGGAUGUUUCUGACCCAAGGACGACAAAGGACCAUCCGGGAAAGGUGUUUAUCUACUGCUGCUCUCUCGAUGCGUUUCGCGACGAUGCUAUCAUCUACCAAAAGUGGCUAUCUGAGCACGUGAAACAUGUUGAGUCCAGGUUGGUGUUGAUGGAAGGCGAGAACCACAUAGGGUGGGUGUCACCUCCGUGGCCGCAGAGCCAUUCUCGCAAGAUGAAGGAGAUGACACUGGACGGUAUGGCUUGGCUGCUCGGUGCGGAUUGGGAUAGAACAAAACCGCUGCCUAUUUAA